Lycium ferocissimum is the source of this 4516-nucleotide messenger RNA. Its product is annotated as protein argonaute 16-like. Gene Ontology annotation, molecular function: RNA binding; protein binding. Bases 1428 to 4139 code for a protein of 903 amino acids. Gene Ontology annotation, biological process: regulatory ncRNA-mediated post-transcriptional gene silencing. The transcript has 22 exons. The record is from RefSeq and is a predicted model, not a curated record. Lineage: Eukaryota; Viridiplantae; Streptophyta; Magnoliopsida; Solanales; Solanaceae. Gene Ontology annotation, cellular component: cytoplasm.
UUUUUUUUUUUUGGCCAUUUUUUCAUGUAUUGAUUGCUCAAUUUUGCCUAUUUUAGUCCACAUGCAUUUUUUAAAAUUGAUUUGUUCUAUCAUGUUUCAAAUUUUCUAAUAUAGUUUUAGCUAAAAAAUUGAAAUUGUCCCAAAAUAACAGAGGCUUUGGGAGUUCAAGACAAAAGUUAGUAAUUGUUUCCAACUAUACCCUUAUAUUAAAUAAUUACUUUUUCUUAAUGGUGGCUCAAUUUUCCAGAAACAUCUAAUAAAUAGGGAUAAUUUAGUAAAUUAUAGAUUGUAUUUAUUAAUUUCUUGAUGGACGUGAAAUGAGCUAAAGCAGUACUUAUUUUGGGACGGAGGGAGUAUAGGAGUAUGUUCUUUUAAUUGGAUACGGAGUUUGAUUUACUUAUUAUUAUAUUAGUGAUGAUUCCUUAUCAAAAAAGUUAUUGUAUAAGUGAUGACUAUGAUAGAAGAAAAUAUUGAAAGUAUAGUUUAAUGGAAAAAGAACAGUUUCAAGGAUUUGAAAUUUGAAAAGUUAAAUGAGUUUGAAGAGUAUAUUUUUUCUUUUGGCUGUUACCUUCAGCUUCAGGAUAAACUGAGAUUGUUUCACUGUUAUUCUAUAAGCUUUCAACUAGUAAUCAUGCGUGGGUAUGUACUAUACGCGGUUCAAUUUCCUGUAGGUCCAUUAUUCCUUGACCGCGUAUACUACUUGGUGAUGCGCUGAAGUUUGAGCAUGGUUGAUUUGUGUUUUUGUUUCGGUUCUCUUUGGAGAGGUUAAUUAUUGUUACUCUUGGUUUGCAUUUUGAUAGACAUUUUAAAAUUCAACCAGUUUCUCCACUACUUUAUGUUCUUUGUAAUGUCCUGAUAGUAUUGAUGUUUUUAGGUAGGAAAGUAGUAAGUUGUCAAUUCCUUGGUGAAGCUGCUCCAAUGCUUAUUUCUCCAUGUGCUAAGAAUGUUCACGAAUUUGGAAGUUCUGUGCUUGGUUCAUGUGUUUGCUUUAGAAAGUCUUGAUAUUUGCCUUUCUUUUCCAGUUCUUCUUUCAAUGUUUCGAAUUUUGCUUGUAAUAUGAUGUUUCGACUAAUUCUCUUUCACAAUGUACAAACUGUUUGACCAUAAAUUACUUUUCAUGCACUGUACUGCCCUCCGUGAGUAUUAAAUUUUAACUUGAUGAAUACAUGGAUUGAUAUAAUAGCUUACCGCAGCAAGUUUGGAAUUGAGAUUUAGUUGGUUGAUUGAUAAAUAUUCUUACAACAUUGUCCUUGUGGGACAAGAAACUGAAACUAGCUUAAAUUUUUGGUAGCUGUGUGCAUAUGCUGUAUCCAUAGAGGGGUAUAGAUAGAAGAGAUGAUUUAGAAAGGACUCUGAUUUCAGUAGCCUUCAUCUUUUGAUGAUUAUCCUGCUAACAACUUCUCAUAGGUCACAGUUCCGUUUGAAAUAUGGAAAUAAGUGAGGGAAUAGAUAGUGGUUGCACACCCGUGGAAGCACCAGCACCAGUUAUAAUGUUGCCCGCGGAGCCGGAGAGAGUUGAUCAGCCCAAGCGUUCUAUAAUGAUGAGGCCUGGAUAUGGAACAUCUGGACGAGAGAUUACUUUGCUCGCAAACCACCUAAAAGUUUCCAUCAAACGUCCUGAUGAAAUAUUCUACCUCUACAGUGUCUCUAUAACUUAUGAUGACAAGAGGGCUGUUAACAACAAGGGGAUUGGAAGAAAAAUUAUUGAUAAACUUCAUGAAACAUACUCAUCUGAAUUUUCCGGGAAGAAAUUUGCUUAUGAUGGAGAAAAGAGUUUGUACACAGUGGGACCUCUGCCUCGCAACAGACUGGAAUUCACGGUGGUUGUUGAGGAGUCUAGUCCAAGAAAUACUAGCGAGAGCCCCGCAGAUAAUGGAAGCACAAAUCACUCCAGUAAAAGAUCUAAGCAUUCUUUACAUUCGAAGGCUUUCCUAGUGGAGAUUGACUAUGCAGCUAAAAUACCUUUAAGGUCUGUGAGUCUUGCCCUUCAAGGAGCUGAUCCAGAAAAUGUUCAGGAUGCAUUGAGGGUUCUGGACAUUAUAUUGCGACAACAAGCUGCUAAUAGAGGAUGCCUCUUGGUUAGGCAGUCAUUUUUUCAUGAUGACUCAAGGAACUUCACAGACAUUGGAGGAGGUGUAAUGGGUUGUAAGGGGCUUCAUUCCAGCUUUCGACCAACCGAUGGUGGCUUGACCUUGAACAUGGAUGUGUCUACAACUAUGAUCCUGUCACCUGGACCUGUAAUUGAUUUUUUGCUUGCUAACCAGAAUGUAAAGGAGCCUCGUUAUAUUGAUUGGGCAAGAGCAAAAAGAAUGUUGAAGAAUCUGAGAGUUAAAGCUAAACACAGCAACGGGGAAUUCAAAAUCUUCGGUUUGAGUGACAGACCUUGCAAUCAACAGUUAUUUUCUAUGAAGGUCAAAAAUGGUGGUAGUCUAGAUAAUGGAGGAGAGACCAUAGAGAUAACUGUUUAUGAGUAUUUCACGAAACAUCGUAACAUAGAACUUUCAUCCUCGGCUUAUAUGCCAUGUCUGGAUGUUGGAAAACCAAAACGACCAAACUAUCUGCCACUGGAGCUGUGUUAUUUGGUCUCCCUUCAAAGAUACACAAAGGUAUUAUCGUCAGUCCAGAGGGCAUCUUUAGUUGAAAAAUCAAGGCAGAAGCCUCGGGAACGAAUUAAAGUUAUAACAGAUGCUGUGAGGGAGUACAGGUAUGAUGACGAUCCCCUUCUUGCUGCUUGUGGAAUCUCAAUAGAAAAGCAGCUCACUCAAAUGAAUGGCAGGGUCCUUGAAGCCCCAAAGUUGAAGGUUGGUAAUGGCGAAGAGGUCUCUCCCUGCAAUGGCCGGUGGAAUUUUAAGAACAAGCAUCUUUUCACCCCUGCACGAAUUGAACGCUGGGCAGUGGUCAACUUCUCUGCCCGUUGUGAUACAAGUCACCUUUCAAGGGAGCUUAUUAGUUGCGGAAGGAGCAAAGGCAUUCAUUUUGAGCGCCCACAUACGCUCAUUGAGGAAGAUCCCCAGUAUAGGCGAGCUGGGGCUGUAGUUCGCGUAGAACAGAUGUUCGAAGAGAUAAUAGCUAGACUGCCUGGCCCUCCUGACUUUCUCCUCUGUGUCUUGCCAGAGCGAAAAAACUCAGAGAUAUAUGGACCUUGGAAGAAAAAAAGUUUGACUGAGUUGGGAAUUGUUACUCAAUGUAUCUCUCCGUUAAAGAUCAAUGAUCAGUAUCUAACAAAUGUGCUUCUCAAAAUUAAUGCAAAGCUUGGGGGGACCAAUUCUUUAUUGGCUAUGGAACAUACCUCUCAUCUACCGCUUAUUAAGGACACUCCAACAAUGAUCCUGGGCAUGGAUGUCUCUCAUGGAUCUCCUGGUCAAUCAGAUUUUCCAUCAAUUGCUGCGGUUGUGGGAUCCUUAUACUGGCCAUUAAUAUCCAAGUAUAGGGCAGUUGUCCGUAGUCAAUCUCCAAAGUUGGAAAUUGUAGAAUCCUUAUACAAGCCUUUACCAAAUGGAGACGAUGAAGGAAUCAUGAGAGAACUGCUUCUGGACUUCUAUAGGACAAGUAACGGGCAUAAGCCUGCUCAAAUUAUUGUCUUCAGGGAUGGUGUCAGCGAAUCACAGUUUAGUCAAGUUCUGAACCUUGAGCUAGAUCAAAUGAUCAAGGCAUACAAGCAUCUUGGUGAGGGCGACGACCCUAAGUUCACCUUGAUCGUGGCUCAAAAGAAUCACCAUACCAAACUGUUUCAAGGCAGUGCAGCUGAAAAUGUACCACCAGGUACUGUUGUAGACACAAAUAUUGUGCAUCCAAGAAAUAAUGAUUUUUUCAUGUGUGCACAUGCGGGGAUGAUGGGAACAACUAGACCUGCACAUUAUCAUGUAUUGCUCGAUGAGAUUGGUUUCUCACCUGAUGCCCUGCAAAAUCUCAUACAUUCACUAUCAUAUGUGUACCAAAGGAGCACCAGUGCGACCUCUAUUGUGGCUCCUGUGCGUUAUGCACAUCUAGCGGCAGCACAAGUUGGACAGUUUGUGAAGUUCGAGGAUCUAUCCGAGAAUUCUUCAGAACAGGGCAGUGUCAAAUCAAUUGGGAGCACCCCUGUCACUGAACUGCCCAGGUUGCACAAGAAUGUCAGCGACUCAAUGUUUUUCUGUUGAAGAUGAUAAAGUUUUCAACUGCAUAUGCUGUAAAUCCUUUGGUAGUAUAGUACUCUGGCUCCAAAUUUUGUGCAGGCCUUAGUUAGUAAAGUACUUUUAGGUCGUCUAACUAGGAAAAAUGAUCAUGUUUCUGGCACUUUUUUUUUUUUUUUUAAAUUUCUUUUUUUAACACCUAAUUAGGCUAAAAAUCUCACCAUUCAAAGGGCAUGGAAUUUUGGGGUGUUGUCCAACCAGCUACUUUAGCCAUUUAGAAGUUGGCUGAUUUUUGUAUAGUCAAAUUUUGCCUUAAUUGGGCGCUUGAAUUGUUAAGACACCAGGAAGUUUUGGCUGUAUAGGGUUGAAAUUUGUCCGUUAUGCAUCAGACAUUUAAAUGAAUA